Vidua chalybeata is the source of this 3181-nucleotide messenger RNA. RefSeq names its product zinc finger CCCH-type containing 12B (gene ZC3H12B). The transcript has 6 exons. Bases 238 to 2742 code for a protein of 834 amino acids. Gene Ontology annotation, cellular component: nucleus; cytoplasmic ribonucleoprotein granule. Lineage: Eukaryota; Metazoa; Chordata; Aves; Passeriformes; Viduidae. Gene Ontology annotation, molecular function: RNA endonuclease activity; mRNA binding; metal ion binding. The record is from RefSeq and is a predicted model, not a curated record.
CCCGCCGUCCUUCACCUCUUCGCCGCCAGAUCCCGCAGGGAGCCGCGGAGGGCGUCCGUAGCGACAGCAGCGGGAACUUCAUGUUGGUGUUGCUUAUGCCAGAAUAUAGUAAACAAGGCAAAUUAGCUCCAGCCUUGUGUAAACGUUUAAUUGGCCAACAUGAUGCAAUUGAGCAUGAAUUCCAGGUGGCUUUGGAAAUGAAAGAGAAUUGAGCACACUGGCUGGAAGCUGAACGUGAUGACGGCCUGGUCUAUGGUAGGCAAGCUGAAAAUGGAGAAGAGGCACUCCAGAGAAGACAGAAAUGUGGAACAAGACGCGGGAGAAUGCAGUGCUGAAUCUGAGGAAUGGACGAGCUCAGAAAGUGACCCUGAGCAACCAUACUUCAGAGGCAGUACUCAGUGGAGAGAAAAGGAGGUUUCCACCAAGCCACAUCGGCCGCUCUGCCGGUCCCCAUGUCUGGAUCGCCCAAGUUUUUCACAGAGCAGUAUCACACAAGACUUGAAGCUAGAUGAAUGCAAAACAAAUUUGGACAAGGAAUACCAAGCUAAAAUGGAUUUUGCUUUAAAGCUUGGGUAUGCAGGAGAUCAGAUCCAGGCUGUACUGAAUAAGCUGGGAGCAGAUGCGCUCAUCAAUGAUGUUCUAGCAGAGCUUGUGAGACUUGGCAACAAAAGUGAAUCAGAGGGACAAAGCACUGCCAGCAGUACCACUGGUACUCUGGUGUCAAGAGGCCCUUGCCCAAAGGAAAUAGCAAGCCCCGAAUUGUCACUGGAAGAUGAAGUGGUGGAUAACAGUGAUAACUUGAGGCCAAUUGUCAUUGAUGGAAGCAAUGUCGCUAUGAGCCAUGGGAACAAAGAAGGAUUUUCCUGCCGGGGAAUUCAACUAGCUGUUGAUUGGUUUCUGGAAAAAGGACAUAAAGAUAUCACUGUGUUUGUACCUGCAUGGAGAAAAGAACAGUCUCGACCUGAUGCACCAAUUACAGAUCAAGAAAUCUUACGUAAAUUGGAGAAAGAAAAGAUUCUUGUUUUCACCCCAUCUCGAAGAGUUCAGGGAAGAAGAGUAGUGUGCUAUGAUGAUCGAUUCAUAGUAAAACUUGCUUUCGACUCAGAUGGCAUCAUUGUGUCAAAUGAUAACUAUCGGGAUCUUCAAAAUGAAAAACCAGAAUGGAAGAAGUUCAUCGAGGAGCGGCUGCUAAUGUAUUCUUUUGUGAAUGACAAAUUUAUGCCUCCAGAUGAUCCUUUAGGACGUCAUGGUCCAAGCCUUGAAAAUUUCUUAAGAAAAAGGCCGGUUAUUCCUGAACAUAAGAAACAACCGUGUCCUUAUGGUAAAAAGUGCACCUAUGGGCACAAAUGUAAAUAUUACCACCCAGAACGUGCAAACCAGCCUCAAAGGUCAGUAGCGGAUGAGCUUCGAAUAAGUGCCAAAUUAUCUGCUGUGAAAACUAUGAGUGAGGGAGCUUUGGCCAAAUGUGGCACAGGGCCAUCCAGCUCCAAAGGAGAAAUCAGUUCUGAAGUGAAACGCAUUGCCCCAAAACGUCAGUCAGAUCCAAGCAUUAGGUCAGUAGCUGUGGAGCCUGAGGAAAAGUUAUCAGCAGCCCGGAAGUCCGAGGCCAGCUCUGUCCCGUCUCUGGUUUCUGCAUUAAGUGUACCAACGCUCCCUCCACCAAAAAGCCAUGCAGCUGGUGCAUUAAAUACUCGUUCUGCAAGCAGUCCGGUGCCAGGUUCCUCACAGUUCGUACAUCAGAAAUCCUCACUGGAACAUAUGUCCAGUGUGCAAUAUCCUCCUAUACUAGUCACCAAUAGCCAUGGCACCUCAGUUAGCUAUAUUGACCAGUAUCCCAAAUAUGAGUCACUGGGGGACCAUGGCUAUUACUCCUUACUCAGUGAUUUCUCCAACUUAAGCAUAAGUAGUAUCCGUAACUCAGAUUAUUACGGGGCUGAUAUGGACCAGGGGAUGUAUUCUAGAAACUCAAGCCCCUGUCCUGACAAUUGCUUAAGCCAUACAAGUAAUGAUUCUUAUUCCUCUUACAAUGACUUGUAUCUGGGUGUAGCAGAUGCCAGUCCAGAAGACAAUGUGAAGAGCCACAGACUGCCAUCGAAAAAUCGUCUUCAGCCUUUCCCUCAUGGUUACCAUGAAGCCUUAAAUAGAGGUCAGAGUUACGGAACUGAAGAGCCUAAGCAAUCCCUUCGCAAACAGUCAGUUUCCCACUUAGGCCUACAUGCCCAGCAUCCAGUUGUUGGAGCACGGUCCAGUUGUCCAGGAGAAUACCCUGUGCCUCAAAAUGUUCAUCCAUCAACUGCACAACCAAGCCGUGCCUUGGUGAUGACAAGAAUGGACAGUAUUUCUGACUCACGGCUUUAUGAGAGUAACCCUACAAGGCAGAGACGACCACCUCUGUGUCGAGAGCAGCACGCCAGCUGGGAUCCAUUACCGUGUGCAUCAGACUCGUACACUUACCACUCGUACCCACUGAGUAACAACCUCAUGCAGCCAUGUUAUGAACCUGUCAUGGUAAGAAGCAUGCCUGAGAAGAUGGAACAACUCUGGAGAAAUCCCUGGAUUGGGAUAUGUGGUGAGCCACGGGAACCUCAUAUCAUCCCGGAACAUCAGUAUCAAACAUACAAGAACCUCUGCAAUAUUUUCCCUCCAAGCGUUGUCCUUUCUGUGAUGGAAAAGAAUCCCCACAUGACAGAUGCACAACAGCUGGCAGCUAUGAUUGUUGCCAAAUUAAGAACAGGGCGUUAGAGCAGUACAGCCUCUUUUGGAUCAAUGAACCUGUACAGCACAUAGGACCCAGAGGAAAACUUACAUGAAGGAAGAGGCCAAUCUUUUGUAAAUAUUUUCUACUAAGAUAGUAUAAAGUUCUGUACACAGUAGCAAUCAUAUAUAUGCUGAGGCACUAUAUAAAAGUUGAUUGUAUUGCAAAUUUUAAGAUUUUAAAUAUAGGGAUUUUUAAUAGUAUUUUAUAGGAAAUGCAUACCUUGCUGCAUGGAUAGCUCACUAAGAACUAUAAUGUCACAAUCAGUGUCUCAAAGCUGUUACUACAAAAUUAGUGUUAGCAAUUAUAUUGCAUGUAUUAGUGUACACUUACAAUUUGCUUAUAAAUACCUAAUCGGCCUCUAAAAGUAUGCUCUAUACACACCCAGAUGACUUUUAGGGUUUCAGCUUUGUCAUUUGACACUGC